Messenger RNA from Bursaphelenchus okinawaensis, 4648 nucleotides. Lineage: Eukaryota; Metazoa; Nematoda; Chromadorea; Rhabditida; Aphelenchoididae. The record is from the annotation of a GenBank genome assembly.
AUGAGCUCAGCAAGGGAUCUAAACAGGUUUGCUGAUGCUUUUGGAAAGGUAAGUGUCAAUUUGAAUAGUUUUUUUAAAUUUAAGGUUUUUGAAAAAUUGUUGUCUAAAAUUUAAGUUUCAAAGGAUAAGGUUUUUAAAGAAAAAAUACGUUUUUAGACGUUACCUCAUAUUAGAACUGUAAUGAAUAGUUAGGUUUUAACUAUAACAGAAGCUUUAUUACUUAAAAAUUCGGUUUUUGAGUAAAAUUUCUUGAUUUUCGACGAAAAAAUGUAUUUUAGGUUCAAUCUUUUGGUUUUCUAAAAAUUGAAACUUGCUUUAUAAAAAUAAAGUUUUUAAUAAACAAAUAGCAUUAAAAGCUUAAUUACAGCCUUUAAAAUGACUCUUGCAUUAUUCUUCUUAAUUUAGGUAUCACCAAACACAAUACGAAAUGUUUGCAUUAUUGCCCAUGUUGAUCAUGGCAAAACGACGAUAGCUGAUGCUUUAAUAUCUUCAAAUGGCAUAAUUCCUCGUAAGUUUUUUAUGUUUAUAUUGUUUCUGGCUUUAGAUAUUUAGCUGAAACUGUUUGGAAGUUUUCAAACGGUUUAGCUAUUAAAUUGAUGUUAUUAUAGUUUGCUGAUGAAUAUUAUCAAUGAUUUGGUUCGUGAUGAAGAAUUUAAGCUAGGAAAACGUUUAACUGUCUUUUCUAAACGUUAUGUUAAUUUAUAGCUUUGUUUUGAUUUAGUUAAGCAGCAAAAAAGGGCUAUUAACCUAUGUUAACAUAGGGUUUUACUGAAUUUUUCAAUUUUAGCAGAAAAUUUGAUAGUGUUUUUUUAAAUUCAUAGUCUUGGUAAUGAUUUAAGCAUUUCUUUUUUAAUUAUAAACUUCUUCAGCCCGACUUGUUGGCCAAAUGAGGUUCAUGGACUCGCGAGAAGAUGAACAAGAACGAGGAAUCACGAUGAAAUCUUCAGUUGUCUCUCUACUCUUUGACCCAUUGUUACUAAACCUGGUCGACAGUCCAGGCCACGUCGAUUUCCUGGCUGAAGUCAAUUCAGCAGUGAAUGUUGCAGAUGUAGCACUAUUAGUGGUUGAUGUUGUCGAAGGGGUUUGCUCUCAAACCGAAAGUCUUCUUCGUCAAGCCAUUCUAAACCAAGUUCAAGUCAUUUUGGUGUUGAACAAGAUUGACCGAUUGAUAACUGAGUUGAAGUUGAGUGAAUCCGAAGGCUUUCAACACAUUCGACAGUUGAUUGAGAAUGUCAAUUCGACAUUGUCACAGAUCUUCCAAGGUUUAUUGUUGGAGGAUCAUGAUGAACAAGUGGAAUGGGACAAGAUUGAGGAUGUUGAACUAAAGUACCAUUUCCAUCCGUCUCACGGCAAUGUUCUCUUCUCUUCGGCUGUUUUUGGCUACGCCUUUUCUGUCGGAGACUUUGCCAAUAAAUGGGCGGUCAAGUUGAAGAUGGAGCCUUCGUAUCUGGAGCAAAACCUCUUCAGCGAUUGUUACUUUGCGGGAGGACAAUUACAUCAAGAAGCCGAGAAGAAGGGGAAGAAGACUCUGUUCGAACAAUUGGUGCUAACACCACUUUGGGAGGUGUACAAAGUGGCAUUUCAGGACAAAGACGUGGAGAAAUUAAAGUCCUCCGCCUUGAAGUUAGGUUUAGAACCAUUAAAGGCCAAGAGAUGUGAAGAUGCUUUCCAUGAGCUGAUGAGAACAUGGAUGCCAUUAAGUUCGGCGGUAGCUAGAGCUGUAGCCAGGUGUCAAAGUGCUAAAGCGGCCUUCAGUACGGAUGAAAGAGUGUCAAGGAUAUUCAAAGCGAACGAUUGUGAGAAGAUCACCAAGGCUUUGAAGGCUUGUGAUUCGAACGAUGAGUUCUCGUUGUUGUUCGUCAUGAAGUUGUAUGUUGUGGAUGAGAAGAAGCUGGCUGUAUGUAGAGUUAUGAAUGGAAGGGUGGAGAAAGGUAAGGAUUUUGGGUUGUAUAUUGACAUAGAGAGCUUUAAAAAGCUCUGAAUAUUGAUGUUAUUGUAGUUUUAUGCUGUUUUGGAAUUAUUCUUUGGGUUUUUUGCUUGAAAAAUCAACUUUUUUAGUAUAAAAUGACCUUUUUUUAGCCUAAAACAAUAUUUUCUAGCCUUCAAACCAAUUUUUAUAGAUAUGAUAUAACUUUUAAACUAAUUUAACUUAUCUUUAAUCAAUUCCAGACCAACUACUAUAUCCAGUAUCGAAAAAACCAGACCAAGAGCCUCAAAAAGUCACCUCAAUCAAUAUUAUGUUAGGCAAAGAUCUUCAUGAGGUUGAAAAAGCCGUAGCCGGCACCAUCGUAGCCAUAGAAUUUGAAGAUUUUCCAUCAUCAGCGACAUUAUCAAACGAGAAAGUGGAUUCAGAAGGUUUGGGCUUUGUAAACGAGGGAAUGGAGCCAUUGGUCAGGGUUACCUUGAGGACAUCUUUGGAUAUUCAGAAUAUGGCACAGUUGAAGCAGGGAUUGAAACAGCUUAGCACGGUUGAUCCAUCAGUACGAGUGUUUGAGCAAGAAGAUGGAGACUUGGCGUUGGUGACAGCCGGGGAAGUGCAUUUGCAAAAAUGCUUGCAGGUAUGGGUUUUGGAGUUUUACAAAUAUUAUAUGGUAUAUUACAGUAGGCAGUUUAUGGUAAUAUUAUUAAGUUGUUCAAAUAAUUCUGGGCUUUCUAAUUACAAAGAUUUGCUUUGAGGUGGGGGUUCAGAAUUAGUUGAACAACCUAAUAUAUUUUGAAAAAAAAUGGUAGCCUCACUUUUCUUUUAAGUAAAAUACGAACUUUUCUUGUUCUGGUUUGAAAGUUAAUUGAAAAAGUAAAAACUUAAUUUUACUUUAUUUUUUAGGAUCUGGAACAACUAGGUCUGACUGACCUCGAAGUUUCUGCUCCUAUCGUGCCAUGUUUGGAAACCAUCGUACCAGACAUUUCGAAUUCGUAUGCCAAGAUUGUCGCCUUGCAUUUGACGGUAAGUAUUAUAUCAAAUCGUUCAAAUAAUUCUGAGCCCUGUACCAGAGCAUUUUUUUUCGGGUUCAGGGGCACAGAAUUAUUUGAACAGUCUAAUGUAAAAAAUUAAGGCCGUUUGGACUGUCUAUGCCUCAGGGCGUCGCUAAGAGAUGGGGGAGGGAUGAAUGGGGGUGUAUGUCUUCAAGGCGUACCUAAAUUGCUACCUUUUUGGAGGCAGAGGUUGGGCCCGAUCAAGCUCAUAAACUUUUGGCUAGGCUUUUUUUGAUUUUAGCUGGUUUUUGACAACUCUGACUUGAGUUUUGAUUGAACUUGCUUCUUGAGAUUGAGGUAUUCUUAAUUAUCUUAUCUCUUUACAUAUAGUAAGGGCUGAUAAAACAGAUACAGAUAAAACUUGAAGAUCUACUUUAUUGUCAUCAUAUUGUUUUAGGAAUGCUUUUUGAAAACCUUCAGCUUGAGGCUAAAAGUGAGAGCAGUGCCACUGUCAGAAGAGAUAAUUCAUGUUAUGAAGAAGUGCGAGGACUGUAUUACGCAGUUCAAGGAUGGUAAGUUAAUAUAUUUUUACUGUACUUUACCUUGUCCUAUCUUACCCUACUUUAUCUUACUUUACUCCACCUUAUUCUACUUUACCCUAUCUUAUCAUACUCUACCCUACCCUACCUUAAUCAGCUUAGUCAUUCAUAUAUUAUCAUACUAAAAAGAAGUUAUUUUAGAUGAAAAGUCAGAGCAAUUGGAUCAUUUCCUGAAGGAUUUGAAAGAAGCAGCGGUCAAGAGUUUACCAGGAACGAAAGGAACCUUUUGGGUACGAAAAACGGGCGAAGACAUUGAGAAGCUCUUCGACAAUCUAUGGACUUUUGGACCGAGAAGAGCCAAGUUCAACAUAUUGUUCAACGCUAUAGAGGAACAAGGUAAGGGGGUUUUUAAUCUUGUGGUAAAUAAUAUGGUUGUGUUAUAUAAGGAAGUUUUUAUUUUUUUUAAGGUUUGUUGUUUAACAAGGUAAAAACUACUACAAUAUCCCUUACUUCCAGACGAAACAGUAGUAAAAGCCUUGGAAAGAGCUGUAAUUGGAGGCUUCGAGUUGGGCAUGAGCCUAGGACCUUUGGCCGACGAACCAAUGCACGCAGUUGGAGUCCUGGUUGAAGAACUCGCUUUUGUAGCUCCAGAAGAACCGAACGAUGAAGACAAUGGCCCAGUAGAAGUGACAGACCCCCAACUUCAAGGUCAAAUGAUCUCGGCCACAAAACAAACCAUCAAAGCGGCCCUAAGAAAGACUCCCAUGAGACUGGUGACCCCAAUGUACAAGUGCAAGGUUCAAACCUCGGCCCAAGCCCUAGGCAAAGUACACACCGUUCUAGCUCAACGUCAUGCCAAAGUGCUAGACGAGGACAUUAACCAAGCCACCGGCUUCUUUGAAAUCGACUGUCACCUACCCAUCAUCGAGAGCUUCGACUUCUGUGAUCAACUACGCAAAAAGACCUCGGGAGUGGCGUCAGCUCAGCUCACCUUCAGUCAUUGGCAGAUCAUCGACGAAGACCCCUUCUGGAUACCAUCGACCGAGGAGGAGCUGGAAGAGUUCGGAGAGAAAGGAGAUACCGUCAAUCAGGCCAGAGAAUACAUGAAUAAUAUCAGAAGGAGGAAAGGACUGCCAACUGAUGAGGUCUUGGUAGUUAAUGCGGAGAAACAGAGGAAUUUGAAUCGGAAAAAGUAG